CCGCCCAUUCCCAUCAAAGUACUCCCAACCACAUUGUUAAGCCCACCACACAACAAAACCACUUGAAAUUGAGAUAUAUACUAAGCCAACCAUCUAUUGCUUCAGCUAACGCGCGUUCCGUUUCCUUCACCGUGCGUCGGCCUUUGGGGUUGUUUCCUCAGAUCGUUCUCGCGAGGAGGUGGGCGAAUCUUCCGAUCUAAUCUCCUUUCCAAGUCCCAAAUUGGUGACGCCAACUGCUCCCAUGCUUCUCAUUUUUGUUAUAACAUCUGUUUUCACUCUGUGAUUUCGUUGCCUUUUGAUCUCCGGCUUUCUAUUUGACGUUGACGAACUACUGCCCUCUCGAUCGGAGUCGCUAUAUCUUUGCAGUUUUGUGUUCGGAACCCUAGAUCGAGUUGAUUCGGAUAUCUGUCAAGUUCUAUUUGAAUUAUGCUUUAGGAUAUUAGGUCUGGGUUGGAUCUGCUGCGAGUUACGGGUGAAAAGGAAGAACGAUGGGUGGUUAUAUGGAAGCAUUGAUCGACAGUGGAUUGAAAGUACAGAUAGCUUUCAACUUGUUUCUCUCCAAAAUGAGGCCCAUUUUCUGUGGGAACUUUGAGUAUGAUGCUCGCCAGUCAGAAUUGGAACGUCUUUUUGGCAGAUACUGGAAGGUUGACAGGGUAGAUAUGAAAUCAGGAUUUGCAUUUAUUUACAUGGAUGAUGAACGAGAUGCAGGGGAUGCAAUCCAGGCCCUUGACAGGACUGAGUUUGGCAGACACGGGCAAUGGCUUCACGUUGAAUGGACGAAGCAAGAGCUUGUGGCGGUAGGACGAUCUGGCAGUUCAAGAAGGUCUCUUGCUAAUAUGACGCAUACAAAGACACUGUUUGUCAUAAACUUUGAGCCAAUCGAUACCAGGAUGAGACUUGGAGAAGCACUUUGGACCAUAUGGAAAGGGCUUAAAUAUUAGGUUAGAAGAUAUUUUGUCUUUAAUUACUUUGAGGCACAGGAGGAUGCCACAAAAGCUCUGGAAGCAACCAACAUGAGUGUAACUUGCUUCAUUCCUUUUGCCUUUCUCCUUGGAUUUUCGGCAAGUUGAUGGACCGGGUUAUUUCACUAGAGUAUGCGCUUCGUGAUGAUGAUGACAGAAGAAAUGGGUACAGCCCUAAGAGGAGACGUAGGUAUCGAUCCCUAGCGAGGAGGGGUCGUGACAGUGGACGUACUCCAAGCCCAUACGGCAGAGGCAGGGAGAAGGAUAGCCCUGAUUCUGGGUGAACGCAGGGGUACCCCUAAUUAUGAAAGAGCUGAAACUCUUGGGCAUGAGAGUCCUUCACCAAGGCAGGAAAGAGAAUGAGAUUAUUUUACACUCGGUAAUUUGUGUCAUAGCGGCCAUGAUGGCUCAGGUACGUCUCUCUCCCGGUUGGCUGCUCAGGAUCGCGCGUCUGCCCAUUGCCCGCAUUCGAUAUCAUCUUCCUCAUCAAGAAGAGGACAAAAUCCGAUGUGAAAUGUGUUAUUAUUGAUAGAGUCGAUUCAGUCGGAAGCUUUUGCAGUGAUUCUUCUCCACAACUCGACAAAGUUUUGCAGGGGGACGGCAUCACUUUGGAGACGUCAUCGCCUUGGCGGCAGCAACAUCUAGCCAAUCAAAUAGUGGACGGCACUGUUGGUCGUGGAGUGAUCUCUGCUGCACAAAGCCUCCCCCGAAGUGGCGACACACUGGUGGCCUCCAUGGUUUCACUGUGCAUGUCAUGGCACCCAUUAUAUGAGAGAAAGCCAAGCUAAGCUACAGCUAGCUAGCCAACAAACAACUCCUCCGAGUUCUCGAGUACAAUCUUCCAAGUCUUGACUUCGAUUCCCUGCCGGAUCCAAGUGGAAAUCCGGGUGAUCAGAACCUGUAUCUUGUGGUCCUCCAGGUGGACCACAAGGAGAUGAGAAGAAGACAAGCAAGUGGUCUGCUUGCGGCUACAGGCAGUCAAUAAGAGGCGUGAACUGAGGCCACAUCCACCAUAAUGGAUAAUAUCCAUUAUUGGUGUAUCAGAAUUCACUGUCCAAAGAGGAUAAAUGUGGACAGCAACUUAGGCUGGAAAGAGCUCAGUACUGCGUCAUUGUAGAGGACAGUUAUCUAUAUACGGAUGGAUAUAGAUCACAUGGACAAAGCAGUCUCGGAAAAAGCUACAGGAGAUAGUAGCCCAGUGGUACUAUCAAAGUGGGGUUCUGACACGCACAGGAAUGAAAAGAAUGGUUUGGACUCAUCUUAUGUUGUACAUUAGUGCGUGUCUUGCAAUGAGGAAGCAAUCAUAUCCUCUCCAGAGGUUUCUAUUUGAUCUUAGGGAGUAAAUGAUAGGUACAAGUCAUCACAGUUGGAGCUCCAAACAUCAUUAUCGUGACUCUUAGUGGUAAAGUGAAUUGAGAUGAUUGAUGGGAUUAGUCGAA
Molecule: messenger RNA, 2401 nt
Organism: Musa acuminata AAA Group (dessert banana)
Lineage: Eukaryota; Viridiplantae; Streptophyta; Magnoliopsida; Zingiberales; Musaceae
Product: serine/arginine-rich splicing factor RS41
Exons: 7
Coding region: 489-941 (150 amino acids)
Biological process (GO): mRNA splicing, via spliceosome
Cellular component (GO): nuclear speck
Molecular function (GO): RNA binding
Source: RefSeq, a predicted model, not a curated record